This is a messenger RNA of Nematolebias whitei (Rio pearlfish), 7866 nucleotides long. RefSeq names its product unconventional myosin-IXb (gene myo9bl). Bases 1 to 6882 code for a protein of 2293 amino acids. Gene Ontology annotation, molecular function: ATP binding; microfilament motor activity; GTPase activator activity. NCBI's taxonomy places the organism in Eukaryota, Metazoa, Chordata, Actinopteri, Cyprinodontiformes, Rivulidae. The transcript has 43 exons. Gene Ontology annotation, biological process: intracellular signal transduction. Gene Ontology annotation, cellular component: myosin complex. The record is from RefSeq and is a predicted model, not a curated record.
AUGAGUGUCAGGGAUGGCGCUGCCACCAUGGCAACAAAUGCAGGUGGAGGAGGAGUGGGGGGAGGUGGGCUCUCUAGCCCUAAUCAUGAUGACCGCACAUACAUGCUUCAGAUCUACCCCCGACUGGUUUCCCCGACCUCCACCUACUGCACCCUCAUGGUGCAGAAGGAUGCAACAGCGGCCUCUGUGAUCUCAGAUGCUGCUGCGACUCUGAGGCUAGACCCCAGCCGCCUGUAUGUGCUGGCAGAGGUGAAGGAAUGUGGUGGAGAGGAGUGGGUGCUGGAAGCUGGAGACUUGCCGGUACAGAGGUUUCUGCUUUGGCCUCGAAAAGCCCAAGAACAACAUCCUCGUAGCCUGGGCUUUUACUUUUUACUACAGGAGCGGAAUCGUGAUGGAUCUAUCCAAUAUGUCCACCUCCCACCUUUGUCCAAGGAUCAAGAGGUACAACGGCUCGCUGACAGGGGCUUCCUUCCCCCUCCCCAGGAUGAUUUUGCAGACCUCUGCAACCUCCCCGUCCUCAGUGAGGACAGCAUAUUAAACAAUCUACGCACGCGCUUCCACAAGAAAAAAAUUUACACCUAUGCAGGCAGCAUCCUGAUCGCCAUCAACCCCUUUAAGUUCCUGCCCAUCUACAACCCGAAAUACGUCAAGAUGUAUGAGAACCACCAGCUGGGCAAACUGGAGCCUCAUAUUUUCGCUAUUGCAGAUGUGGCCUACUAUGCAAUGCUCAGGAAAAGGGUCAACCAGUGCAUUGUCAUCUCUGGGGAGAGCGGCUCGGGCAAGACCCAGAGUACCAACUUCCUGAUCCACUGUUUGACAGCACUCAGCCAGAAGGGCUAUGCCAGCGGGGUGGAGAGGACCAUUCUAGGGGCUGGACCCGUCUUAGAGGCCUUUGGUAAUGCUAAAACGGCCCACAACAACAACUCCAGUCGCUUUGGUAAAUUCAUCCAGGUUAAUUAUCUGGAGAGUGGAGUGGUCCGAGGGGCUGUGGUGGAGAAGUACCUCCUGGAGAAAUCUCGCCUUGUCUCCAGAGAGAAGAACGAAAGGAACUAUCAUGUGUUUUACUACCUGCUGUUGGGCGCUACAGCAGAAGAGAGGAAGGAGUAUAAACUGCUGCCACCUGAAGAUUUCUUAUACCUCAAGCAGGAAAAUUUUAAGAUUGAAGAUGAGGAAGAUUUGCGUCAUGAUUUUGAAAGGCUGCAGCAGGCCAUGGAGAUGGUUGGCUUCCUGCCAGCCACUAAGAAACAGAUCUUUUCUGUUCUUUCCGCAAUCCUUUAUCUCGGCAACGUGACCUACCAAAGGAAGUCAACGGGCCGAGACGAGGGUCUGGAGGUGGGGCCGCCAGAUGUCCUAACAACACUCUCAGACCUGCUGAAGGUCAAAGAAGAGCUGCUGGUUGAGGCGCUGACUAAGAGGAAAACUGUGACGGUCAACGACAAGCUGAUUCUCCCCUACAGCCAGUCUGAGGCUGUCACAGCUAGAGACUCCAUGGCCAAAUCUCUGUACAGCGCCCUGUUUGACUGGAUAGUGCUUCGCAUCAACCAUGCACUGCUCAACAAGAAAGACAUGGAGGAAUCUGUUCAAUGCUUGUCUAUUGGAGUCCUGGACAUUUUUGGCUUUGAAGACUUUCAGACCAACAGCUUCGAGCAGUUCUGCAUCAACUAUGCAAAUGAGCAGCUGCAGUAUUACUUCAAUAAUCACAUUUUUAAUCUGGAGCAGGAGGAGUACCAAGCUGAGGGAAUCACCUGGCAUAACAUCGACUACACAGACAAUGUGGGCUGCAUCCAUCUCAUCAACAAGAAGCCAACAGGCCUGUUGUACCUCUUAGAUGAGGAGAGCAACUUUCCACACGCCACCGAUAAGACCUUGUUAGCCAAGUUCAAGCAGCAGCACCAGGGGAACAAGUACUUCGUACCCACACCGGUCAUGGAGCCUGCUUUUGUCAUUCAGCACUUUGCAGGGAAAGUCAAAUACCACAUCAAGGAUUUCCGAGAGAAGAACACAGACCACAUGCGUCCAGAUAUCAUAGCGCUGUUGCGAAGCAGCGAUAGAGCAUUUGUGCGGCAGCUCAUUGGCAUGGACCCAGUGGCCAUGUUCCGAUGGGGCAUCUUGCGAGCUACUAUCAGAGGCCUUGCUGCGUUCAAUGAAGCCGGUCGCUCCUGGGCAGCCAAAACUGCAGGUGUUAUCCGUCCAGCCUCCAGAACUCCUCUAGGCGAACUCAAACGGUCCAAUGCCCCAAUAGAAAGAAUGUACAAACGAGCUUCUAUGUUAGAUUUCUACUUUGAUCACUCAGAGGAGCGUCCUCUAGAGGCCUUUGAAGACAUCUUUGCUAGCUUUGAGAAUAAGAAAGACAUGCAUGCGGAGAUCAUCAGCUCCAUUAAGAACUUGCAGCUGGAUGGGGAGGACCCUCGCAAGCUGCUGCAAUCUUGGGGUCGCCUCCGCUUUCCACGACAAGUCCUCCAGAAAAACAAGACUAUCAAACAGAGGCAGGCCAUCCCCAAGAGUUUGCUAGAUUCGCAGUCGUUGAAAUUCAUCGUAAGUCUGACGCUGCACGAUCGGACGACAAAGUCUCUGCUCCACCUGCACAAGAAGAAAAAGACCCCCAGCAUUAGUGCUCAGUUCCAGAACUCUUUGACGAAACUCUUGGAGACUCUGAACAAAGCAGAGCCUUUCUUCAUUCGUUGUAUCCGCUCCAAUGCUGAGAAGAGGGAGAUGUAUCUGUAUGAGGCCUUGGUGCUCCAGCAGCUGCAUUACACUGGGAUGCUGGAAACUGUUCGCAUCAGGAGGUCAGGCUAUGGAGCAAAGUACACCUUCCAGGAAUUUGUGGAGCAGUUCAGAGUUUUGCUGCCGAAGAACACCUCUGCCUCUAAAGAGGACAUCUUAGAGCUCCUAGAAAAGAAAAUGCAUCUUGACCCCACCACGUACCAGAUAGGCAAAACCAAGGUGUUUCUCAAGGAGCUGGAACGGCAGAAGCUGCAGGACAUGCUGCACAAGGACGUGAUGCGGAAGAUCAUCUUCCUUCAGCGCUGGCUCAGAGCUCGCCUGCAGAGGCAGGAGUUUCUAGACAUGAGGAGGGCAGCCAUCUUGAUCCAGUUAUCUUGGCGUAGGUACUGCAGGAAGGAGCAAAGGCGACAGGCGGCGACUCUGAUCCAGGCAGUGUGGAGAGGGCACAGACAGAGAUCAGAGUACAGCCGAAUAAAACAAGGUGCUACAAAAAUACAAGCCCUGGUCAGGGGGCACUCGGCACGCAGAAGGUGUCAUUCUGUACGUGAGGAGAAACGAAAGAAAGAAGAAGAGGAAGAAAAGGCCCGUAGGCGAGCAGAAGAAGCGAGGAAGAAGAGAGAAGAGGAGGAAGAGGCGAGGAGAAAAGCAGAAGAGGAAGCAAAAAUGAAAAUUGAAGAAGAAGCAAGGAGGAGAGCAGAGGAGGAAGCAGCCAGGAGAGCACAGGAGCAAAGGGAGAAAGAUGAGCACAGAAGAGAACAUGAGCCUCAGACAAGAGAGGAUCCAGAUAUAGAGCUGGUCACAGAGGAGAUGCUGGAUGAAAAUCUCUUUGUUCCGGAAGAAGAGGAGGAGGAGAGACAAGAGGAUGCACAGGAGGACAACACAAGCUUACAUAUAGAUGAGGAACAAGGCAAAGAUGAAGAGCUGGAGGAAGAGGAGCUGGAUUUGGAGACUAACGGUACAUUUAAGGCUAAACCUCAGCAGGAUGAGAAGGAGGAGGAAGGCUUGAAGAACCAAACACCAGGAACACCAGGUUCAGAAUCGGUGCUGCCCUCAGGUGGGAAGGAUAAAAUGACCAGCACUACCUCUGCAUCUCCCCAAGCUGAACAGAAGAGUGUCCAGCCUGUCAUCAACAAACAGUCUUCAUCUAUUAAGAGGGAGGAGAGGAGGCGAAGAGGACUGGAGCACAACAAGAGAGAGACGGAACGAGCUGCCGCCUCCUCCUCUGCAGUCGUCAGCAAAGAUCAGACAUCCCCUCCGAAAAGCAAGAACCAGGAGACAACUAAGCUCAAAGAGCGGUCAGACAGCAAGGAGCUGGACCAGUACACCUUCGUGGCCUGGAAGAUGAAGGAUGACAAGGGAGGAAAGAAGGAGGCAAGAAGUUCUCCUCCCCCUGCCGGUCCCGUCCGACCCUCUACAUUACCCCUGCUACCCCUUGACUCUGCGCAUGAGAAAAAUGGUGACAGUACCGGAGCUGUAAACCUGCAGCGCCGCACUGGAGCUAUAAAGGAGAAACCAGAGAAGUGGAAGGUGAGGAGGAGUAAUGGGGAGAAUUCAAAGGCCACCAGCUCUCCUCCACCUUACAACCGAGAAGAAAGGAUUAAGUCACAUCUGAGUGAAACAUCGUUGCCAUUAAUUGACGGUUUUUCUCCAAGUUUUGAAGGGGCUGGUGCCAUUUCCAUCAAAGAGAUACUUUCCUCCUCAGAAAGUCACAGUGCUGACCUAAAAGAAAGUUUCGUCUCAAAGAAGCAGCAAGGCUUCGGUCCCCAGGAUUCAAUCCACUCCACCGCUUCCACUCCAGACAAGUCAGGUGGAUUCUUCAAGUUUUUGAAGAAACGACCCAAAGAGGCCCAUACUCCAGACAACGAAGAGCUGACAUUUGUUCAUGCUCUCAAUGACAAGUCAGCACCAGGGGAAGCGCCCCCAUCUGGACACCUGUCUCGGACUCUGCCUCAGCCCCACAGUGACCGUGCUGGAAGGAGCUUAGGCCGAAACCCCACCAUAAAGAUCAGUCGAGCCACACGGGUCUCUAAGCAGUGGAACGCCUCGCUGGACAGAGAAAUCAAAAACGCUAAUGAGCUGCGGCACCUCGAUGAGUUUCUGGGCAACCAGGUCAAUGAUUUUCGAUCCAGGGGUAAGCCGCUGUCCAGUACAGAAUCCAUUUUUGUUGAAGCCACCUUGCAGUUCAGAGAGACAAUCAAAUCGAUGUAUUCUGUCCAUAAACCCACCAUCGGCUACAAAGGACUAAUGUCAGGCUACCAAAACAAAGUGAUCCACUUGGCAGGCAGCGCAUACCAAGAAGAUGUCCCACUCGUGGUCAACCUGUUCCAGUCUGUGCUGGAUGGCUUCAUCAGAGGAGAAAUGAAGAAGGAGGAGGCUGAACCUGCCAAGCUUUCCAAAACUAGAAAAAAGAGGAGAAAUAAGCAUAAAAGUGCGGAGUGCUACCUGGAUCAUAUCUUUGUCAACUAUCAGGUCAGCAUUGUACAGUCAUGUGACCAGUGUAGCUCUUACAUCUGGGUCAUGGAGAAAGCCUCAAUGUGCAGCAAUUGUAAGAUGGUGUGCCACAAGAAGUGCCUCUGCAAAAUAAGCGUCGACUGCUCCAACUUUUAUGCCAGAAAGAGUGAUGAGGUCAUCACCGGACAACACUUUAAAGUGUGCGUUUGUCGCCUGGUGAGUGAUAAGAACCCGGUGCCGGUGGUUCUGGAGAUGAUGCUGGAGCAUGUGGAGAUGCACGGCCUCUACACCGAGGGCAUCUAUCGCAAAUCCGGCUCUGCCAAUCGCAUCAAAGAUCUGCACCAGCGGCUAGAAACAGACCCUUAUCAAGUCUGCCUCGAGGACUAUCCCAUCCACACAGUGACCGGCCUGGUGAAGCAGUGGCUCAGGGAGCUGCCCGACCCUCUCAUGACCUUCGCACAUUACAACGACUUCCUUCAUGCAGUCGAACUGCCAGAGAGACAGGAGCAGCUUCAUGCCAUCUAUAAAGUGCUGGAGGAGCUCCCCUCAGCAAACUUCAGCACAUUAGAGCGACUCAUCUUCCACCUUGUCAGGGUCUCUAAAGAAGAAGCUCACAAUCGCAUGUCCCCUAACUCAUUGGCCAUAGUGUUUGCACCAUGUAUUCUGCGUUGCCCUGACACCGCUGACCCGCUGCUCAGCAUGAAGGACGUUGCCAAGACGACAAUGUGUGUAGAGAUGCUCAUCGUUGAGCAGACCAGACGCUACAAUGAGAGGAUGGAGGAGAUCGAGCAGCUGGAGUACGCCGAGGCGCUGGCUGUUAACCAGCUCAAACUCAAGAGAAAAAACACGCACUACCUGCAUUUACCUCUCAGGUACUCGGCUCCUUACAAAGGAGUGGUGAUGCAUGAGAAGGGGGGUUCUGAUCUCAGCGUGGUCCCUGAAAACGAGCCUCUGGACUCGGACACGGAGAACAACCUGGUGGAACGCAUCAAAUCCAUCAAACAGGAAAAAGAUGACCUUGCCGUGCGGCUUCCGGACAUGGAGCAGCCCGGUUCAGACCAAGAGAACUUGGACUCGGAAGCAUCACUAAGCUCCGAGAGCCUCCUGGAUGAACAGCAGCGCUCCUCUGCUCACAGUUCAGAGCCAGAAGGACAAAGUGCUGCCCAGUUGAAGAGACAAAAGCUAGUUUGUGCUCCUAAACCCUCAGAUCUGGCCCAGCGAUCGAAAGAUCCUGCUGGAAGUGUCUCUCUGGCAAAUCUCACCCCUGCUAGCUCCUCUUCGUCUGUGUGUAGCUCUGCCUCCUCAACGUCUGAAUCAUCCAGCGGCUCCCUCAGGCACGUUCUGCAGCGUCGUAAUCCUGUAAUCCCAGACACAGUUAAACUGCCCCCAGGUGUCUCACCCCAGACAGCGACUUCGAACCCCGCUCAGACUCGCACCCCUCCUAUAAUCAGAGACUUCUCGCACUCCGUGAGGAAACGUGAGCUGCGCAUCUGCCGUAAAGACAGCACCCAGUCCCUUUACAUCGACAAGCCAGAAUGUGACUUGUUGCUCCAUUUCUCCUCCUGCCCUCCCUCUGCUUCCUCCUCUUCAUCCUCCAUCUCCAUGGUUAAGCUUUCUUCUCAGAUCCAGCAACCCCAGGGGGAAACCUCCAAGGUGCAGAGACGCUUUUCUGACCCAGACAUCCCCUACAUGGACGGUGAUGCCUGACCAAGCAAAAACCAAAACAAUGAAUUUAUUAAAAAGGCAACAAUGUACAAAUAAAUCCAGAAGUUGAUCCAGAUUUCAGAAGAGGAUAAAAACCGCACACAGGAACAGGACCUGUGAGUGUGAGUGGAACUGAAAAAAACGUGAUAAAUUCACAAAGUCAGACUGAAGUGACGGUGAUCAGCAGCUGUUACAGCUGUUACCAGAGGGAAACUAAUCAGACUUUUGUCGUAUUUGACAGUAAAAUAACUGGACAAGUUAUUGCUAAGCAUCUUUUCUAUCAUUAUAAGAUAUUGCGAUUACAGGCUGCAUCUUCUGUAUCUGCUCAAAGAUUGUUUUUAAAUCUGUAAAACAUGAAAUUAAUGCAGGUUACAGACACAAAUUGUCUUUUUAUUGUUCUCAUAAUGAGCAACAUGUGCUCAACGAAUUGUUUGCCUAGUGCCUUGAUGUUUUCUACGGAGUUGAUUAACUCACUUUUCAUAGCAUAAUUAUUGAACUACUUGUAGAGAGGGGGGUUAAAUAGGUGACUUUAGAUUUCUGUUUGUAGCCCUGAACGGACACAUGUUCAGACCAAGGACCAAAUCCUGCACAUUCUGUUUGAAUUAUCCUUUACCUGCUGCACAACACACACCAUAUAGGAAGUGCUUUCAGUUAGCAAAGGGAAACAGAAGCAGCACUUGCCACUUUCUCCUCCAAAACACCGAAAGCAACACAAACCGUGAUACCACAAUGUUCUUCAAAAGCGCCUCGAAGUCACCCUCCCCGCUGAACGAACGUGAUUUCACUCAGCUGUGGACAGUCUUUACGCUGAGCAAGUUCUGCUGAAGCGCAGCCUCAGCCAACGUUGUAUAAAAUGAAAUGUAAUACUAAUGUUUCUCUGACUGCUGAAUGAUGUUUUAGUUUGGAUUAUGAGGAAGAUGUUCUGAUGUGUAACAGAGUGUAUGUUUGGGACUGAAUGAUACAAGCUGGAAUGGUUAUUGGUAUUAA